This is a messenger RNA of Drosophila teissieri, 1188 nucleotides long. It is a transcript of the gene Or98a, whose product is annotated as odorant receptor 98a. Lineage: Eukaryota; Metazoa; Arthropoda; Insecta; Diptera; Drosophilidae. The transcript is spliced from 3 exons. The coding region runs from base 1 to 1188 and encodes 395 amino acids. Gene Ontology annotation, molecular function: odorant binding; olfactory receptor activity. Gene Ontology annotation, cellular component: plasma membrane. The record is from RefSeq and is a predicted model, not a curated record. Gene Ontology annotation, biological process: sensory perception of smell; detection of chemical stimulus involved in sensory perception of smell.
AUGUUGUUCAACUAUCUGCGAAAACCGAAUCCGCAGAACCUCUUGAGCUCCCCAGACUCAUUCAGAUACUUUGAAUACGCAAUGUUUUGCAUGGGAUGGCAAAGUCCAGCAACCUAUAAGAUUCUUUACUACAUAACAUCCAGUUUGCUUUUUGCGUGGUGUGCAGUGUACUUGCCCAUCGGAAUCAUCAUUAGUUGGAAGAAGGAUACAAGCUCCUUUACGCCGAAUGAACUGUUGACAGUUUUGCAAUUAUUUUUCAAUUCAGUGGGCAUGCCAUUCAAGGUUAUAUUCUUCAAUCUAUAUAUUUCGGGAUUUUACAAGGCCAAAAAGCUGCUGAGCGAAAUGGACAAACGUUGCACCACUUUGGAGGAGCGAGUGGAGGUGCAUCGAAGUGUGGUCUCUUGCAACAAGGCCUACCUUAUCUACCAGUUCAUUUACACCGCCUACACUAUUUCCACUGUUCUAUCGGCCGUCCUCAGUGGAAAGUUGCCAUGGCGCAUCUACAAUCCUUUCGUUGAUUGGCGAGAAAGUCGCUCCAGUUUUUUGAAUGCUGCCCUCAACGAGAUGGCACUCAUGCUAUUUGCUGUUACUCAAACCCUAAUGAGUGAUAUAUAUCCACUGCUAUAUGGUCUGAUCCUGAGAGCUCACAUCAAACUUUUGCGCCUGCGGGUGGAGAAACUGUGCACCGAGCCCGGAAAAAGCGAUGCUGAAAACGAGCAGGAUUUGAUCAAGUGCAUCAAGGAUCAUAAGCUCAUUAUCGAGUAUGCUGCUGCUAUACGACCAGCGAUCUCCCGCACAAUCUUCAUCCAAUUCCUAUUGAUCGGAAUUUGCCUUGGCCUCUCCAUGAUCAAUCUGCUCUUCUUUUCGGACAUCUGGACAGGAUUGGCCACAGUGGCCUAUAUCAAUGGCCUAAUGGUGCAGACAUUUCCCUUUUGCUUUGUUUGUGAUCUGAUCAGAGCGGAUUGUGAACUUCUGGUUUCGGCUAUAUUCCAUUCCAACUGGAUUCAUUCGAGCCGCAGUUACAAAUCCACACUGAUUUAUUUCCUGAAGAACUCCCAAAAAUCCAUUGCUUUUACAGCCGGCUCUGUCUUUCCCAUCUCCACCCGGUCGAAUAUUAAGGUUGCUAAGCUGGCGUUUUCGGUGGUUACCUUUGUCAAUCAACUGAACCUGGCUGACAGAUUGACAUAG